AUGCCUCCCAGAAAGCGUCCAUCGGCUGCUGCUGACAGCAACGCGACUCAGUCGCCUGCAAAGAGAGCGCGCAAGUCAACCACCCAGACUGCGGCAACUGCGCGUCCCAAGCGAUUCCCAAAGCUCCCACCACGCACAGCCAAAGUCAAUGCGACAGCUAAGCCCAGUGCUACUCCUCCUGCCGCGACGAGCACCCCAAAGAAAAGGGGCCGUCCAGCCAAGAGUGCUCCGUCUGCAAAAGACGAAAAGCCCAAGACCAAGCCUAAAGCUGCUGCCGCGAAAUCAAAUGUCGUAGCAGCAAAAACAGUCACAGGUAAGCCUAAGAAGCGACUUGGAAGGCCUCCAAAGGCUUUGAUCGAGGUUUCCAAGAAGACUACUGGGAAACGAAAGAGAUCAAUUGGAACAUCCAAGAAGUCUAUAGAAACGCCUGCCAAAAAGCAGGUUAGAAAAUAUACCCGGAAAGUUCCAGACGUGAAUGGAGCCUUCGCGCACCUGAAGGAGAAAGAGCCCGACCUAACUAUUGAGGUUCCUGAAGAUGACGCAUACGGACCCGAAGGCCGAUCAUACUGGCUUAUGAAGGCAGAACCCGAGUCGCGGUUGGUAAAAGGUGUGGAUGUCAAGUUCUCAAUUGACGAUCUACAAGCCGCUACAGAGCCGGAACCAUGGGAUGGUGUUCGUAAUCCUGUCGCUCGGAACAACCUGCGCGCGAUGAAGCAAGGCGAUUACGCUUUCUUUUAUCACUCAAGCUGCAAGGUCCCUGGAAUCGUGGGCUUGAUGGAAAUUGUCAGGGAACACUCGGUCGACGAAUCUGCAUUCGAUCCCGCCCACCCAUAUUAUGACGAAAAGUCGACCCGGGAGAACCCAAAAUGGGAGGUUGUCCAUGUCGAGUUCCGUCGUAAGUUUGACAAUAUUCUACCGUUGGACAAAUUGAAAUCAUAUGGCACCGCUGGGAAGGCACUGGAAAACCUGCAGACUCUGCGCCAGUCCCGCGUAAGCGUGUCCCGUGUUACACCGAAGGAAUGGGAAUUCAUUACGAAGUUGAUUGAGAAAGCCAACAAACCCAAGUCCGAGGCUAAAGUCGAGACCGCCCCAGAACCGUCUGCAGCGACAGCACCAGAGUCUGAAAGUCCGGCCGAUAACAAGACUGCCGAUGGGGCAACAGGAUCUGAGAAUAAGGAGGGACAGCAAGAGGCACAGAACAAAACGCACAAUUUAGAUGGCCAACAGUCUAACGGUGCUGACACUGUCAACGGUCAUGUUCCUAGUGAACCAUCUGCUCCUGUGGUUGACAGAGGCGAUAAGCCCCGGGAAAGCGAGACGAAUAAGUCAAUUUUCUCUUUGUUUUGA
This is a messenger RNA of Talaromyces proteolyticus, 1347 nucleotides long. Its product is annotated as PUA-like domain-containing protein. The transcript has 5 exons. NCBI's taxonomy places the organism in Eukaryota, Fungi, Ascomycota, Eurotiomycetes, Eurotiales, Trichocomaceae. The record is from RefSeq and is a predicted model, not a curated record. Gene Ontology annotation, cellular component: nucleus. The coding region runs from base 1 to 1347 and encodes 448 amino acids.